CAUAUCCCUUCAAUUACAAACAUGGACGAAAUAAGCGACUAUCACGACGACCAUAUUCGGCCGCAGAAAAAGCGUCGCAAGUAUAUUGCCAAAGCGUGCAACGAAUGCAAGCGUCGCAAGAUCAAAUGUAACGGCCAGACACCAUGCCAGCGAUGCGGCCGGCAGCGUAUCGAUUGUGUCUAUGCGGAUAAUCAACGGAGUAUGGGCGAUGCACUAACCCUCGACCGCCUCUCCCACCAAAUGAGCACCAUGCAAGAACAAAUUUCCCUCCUUUCCUCCGCCGUCUACACCCUAACCAGUGCCAAUGGCAUCUCGCGCCCCGAGAAUACCACACAACCAUACGCACACCCCCAACCCCAAACAUGGACCCGCCGCCUCUCGUCCGCCAGAGAAGCACUCACCUUCCAAGGCCCCACGACUUCAGCCUUCAGCUUCGAUCUCGCAAAAUCCAGCCUCCAACAGCGCGGAAUAGUCGGUGUCGUCGACGGCGACGACGAAGAUGUAGAUGGUGAUUUAACGCAGGAGCCCUCGCCGAUGCCGUCGCCACCUUCGCCAGCACGAGGCCCGGUUGAUCCGUUGUGGAUGAUUGGGAAGAGCGAGGUGCUACGGUUAUGUAGGGUCUAUGAGGAAGAGAUGGGGAUUAUGUAUCCUAUUUUGGAGAUGGAGGAAUUGUUGGGGCAGGUACAUGUUUUAUAUGGUGAUGGGGGGUCGGAUGAGGGGAGUUUGAAGGGGGAUUUACAUAUUUUGAGGAUUGUGCUUGCCUGUGCGUUGGCUGCUGAAGCGAGUGGGGGGAGUGAACUGGCUGUGAGGUUGUUUGAGAGUGUGCGCGUUGUCGCGGAUGAUUGUGUUUGGGGAGCGCCAGAUAUAGAUCACAUUAUCUUCUUGACAUUGGUGUCAAUCUUCUACUUCCAAAUGGACGAAGAAACCCUCGCCUGGCGCACAAUCGGCAUCGUCGAACGCAUGUGUCUCGAAACAGGCCUCCACCGCCGCGAAACCCUAGACCAACUCUCCCUCCUCGCCUCAGCAGGCAGCAAAGACCGACUCUCCCGCCUCUUCUGGUCCGUCUACAUCCUCGACCUCCGCUGGAGUUUCGGCACGGGCAUGCCCUUUUUCCUCGAAGAAAGCGAUAUCGACCCCUGGCUUCCUGAACCCGAGGAGAAGAAUUUCCCGUAUCUACGGGUUAUGAUACGGUAUAGUCGGAUCGCGGCGAAGGUGUGGAAGUUGAUUGCGGCGUUUAAUAACACGGAUGAGAUCAAGAAGGAUGAGAUGAAUUAUUUGGAUUGGCAGGUGUUGAGGUGGGCGGAGACGAUGCCGGAGUGUUUACGGUUGGGUGGCGAUCAAGAAGAUGAGCCAAGGAGUUUGCGGAGGUUGCGCGCGGUGUUGUAUCUUCGCGCGAACCAGCUGCGCAUGCUUAUCCACCGUCCUGUCCUACAUACAGCAGCACAUAUCCGUCGCUAUCCCGGUGAGUCCGCGACAGUGGUUGAUCUAGCCAAAGACACGAUCCGCUUCAUUGCGCGUCUGCACGAAACAUCCGAUAUUUACAGUCGACAACAAGUCACUUUCAACUGGUUCUUGGUAUCCGCGUUAGCAGUUCUGUUUCUGGCCGCCGCGCAAGCACCAGGACAGUUCAAUCGCGGGUGUAAAGAAGAAUUUUACAUGGCGCUGGAACUAGUCAAGGGAUUCUCAACACAGUCGUAUAUUUCACAGCGGCUGUGGAAGUCGAUUAAAAGUUUGCGAAAACUCGGACCGCAGCUAGGGUUGUCGCAUGAGCAUCAGCAGCAGCACCAGGCUCAAGAGAAUGGCUCAUUGGGUGACGUGCCCACCUCGUCAACAAUGCAAGCCACACCAUUAGACGGGAACCAGAUGACACAAGAGUUGAUGGAGUGGUUUGAAACAGUGGGGAAUCUGGAUACAUUGAUGGCUAUGGGAAUUCCGGGCACGAAUACAGGUGUGGAAGACGGAUUGGCUAUGCUGGAUUACGGAGGAGAGUUAUCCAGUGUUAUGAAGGAUUGUUUCUAGCUGCAGUUAUAUAAUACGGGCAUCUUCGUCAGUCAGGUCAGUUAUUAGCAUGUUCCCAGGCUCGUGGGCAAAAACAAGUCCGUCAAUCUUAUCGCCAGCGGAUUCAACUGCAAUUUGUGGUGUAACGCCGCAGCCCCAGAAAACCGGAACCUCAUCUUCCCUAACAACAGGCGCCUCCCCAAAAUCCGGCUUCUGAAUAUCCUCGAUCCCCAACCUCUUCAUCCCCUCCCA
This is a messenger RNA of Aspergillus ruber CBS 135680, 2250 nucleotides long. RefSeq names its product putative C6 transcription factor. The transcript is spliced from 5 exons. Gene Ontology annotation, molecular function: zinc ion binding; DNA-binding transcription factor activity, RNA polymerase II-specific; RNA polymerase II cis-regulatory region sequence-specific DNA binding. Gene Ontology annotation, biological process: DNA-templated transcription; positive regulation of transcription from RNA polymerase II promoter by galactose. Gene Ontology annotation, cellular component: nucleus. Bases 22 to 2019 code for a protein of 665 amino acids. NCBI's taxonomy places the organism in Eukaryota, Fungi, Ascomycota, Eurotiomycetes, Eurotiales, Aspergillaceae. The record is from RefSeq and is a predicted model, not a curated record.